AUGACUGGAGAUUUCCCCAAACAGUGGGCCAAGUGGCUUCCCUUGGCGGAACUAUGGUACAAUACCACUUACCACUCUGCCAUAGGAAUGUCUCCUUUUGAAGCAGUAUACGGUGUAGCUCCUCCUGUCCAUCUACCAUAUAUAGUUGGAGAUUCCCCAAAUGAACUGGUUGACCGAACUUGUCUGUCCCGUGAGAUGGUUCUACAGCUCUUGAAGCAGCAUUUAAGUAAGGCACAACACAGAAUGAUGCAGCAGGCUAAUAAGAACAGAUCUGAACGUCACUUUUCAGUGGGUGAUAUGAGUCCUAAGGAAAUUGGAACUGUUGCUUAUGAAUUGGAUUUGCCACCUGAAACUAGAGUACAUCCAGUGUUUCAUGUUUCCCUUCUUAAGAAACACGUGGGUCCUUCAAAUGCUCUCACUCAAUCGCUCCCUCCUGUGGAUGUCAACGGUCACUUUAUGCUAGAACCUGAACAACUUUUAGGGAGAAAAGUUGUUAGACGUCACAACCUCCCUGUCACACAAGUUCUGGUUCGAUGGAAAUUUUCUCAACCUGAAGAUGCUACUUGGGAGGACCUCUCUGCCAUCAAGCAACAAUUCCUAGACUUUGAUAGUUCAGCACCUCCUACCAACACCAUCCUUGUGGACAAGGAUCCUUUUUGA
This is a messenger RNA of Neltuma alba, 660 nucleotides long. RefSeq lists its product as uncharacterized. The transcript is spliced from 2 exons. Bases 1 to 660 code for a protein of 219 amino acids. Gene Ontology annotation, molecular function: nucleic acid binding. NCBI's taxonomy places the organism in Eukaryota, Viridiplantae, Streptophyta, Magnoliopsida, Fabales, Fabaceae. The record is from RefSeq and is a predicted model, not a curated record.